AUGGAGUCGCUUUACAACAAUAAGAGUUCAAAAAUUGUAAAACUGAACAGUCAAAACGGUGGCGUAUCGCCAUUGAUGAUGAAAUUUUUAGGCUCCAACUCAGCUUCCAGUUGCAGCUCCGGUUCACGUUCGCGUUCUUCAGUGGAUCCAUUCUCUCCUCUUUGCGGUAACAGUAACAGUAACAGUCCUCUGUCAGGAGUUUUUGAUGAAGAUGAUGUGUUGGUGAUGGAUGGCAUUACGGUAAAUUCACCAUCUUCUGGAAGUAACAGUGCUGAUUUCUACAAGACGGAGUUAUGCAGGUCUUGGGAAGAUCUUGGGAAGUGUCGCUUUGGUAUUAAGUGUCAGUUUGCUCAUGGAAAAUAUGAGCUCCGUCCAACUCGUUUCUCCAGUAUCAAGAAUAAAUCUGAGGCACAGAUUUGCAAGGCAUACAUUACAGGAUCAUGCGUGUACGGCGCCAAGUGUCGUUUCGUUCAUCCGGUCAUCAAGACUCGGAUUGCAGCUACCAUGGUGCCUGAAAAGACCACCACCACCAAGACCUCCAUAAAUCCCAUUACUUUGAAGCUUGGAGAAGGCAGUCAGAAUCCUAGCUCAAGCACCACCAAAGAGAACUGGUCGCCCCUUGACGAUGGCAUUGAGGUUGCAUCGUUGCCUUCCCGUUCGGAUAAUCUGUCGAGGGAAAAGAUUGAUGCAUAUAUUGAUAGUGUUCUAUAUUGUCCUUCUGCUAGGAAGAGGUUGGCAGUGUUCGCUGAUAUUUGCCCUGACUAA
This is a messenger RNA of Pistacia vera, 765 nucleotides long. RefSeq names its product zinc finger protein zfs1-like. The transcript is spliced from 3 exons. The coding region runs from base 1 to 765 and encodes 254 amino acids. NCBI's taxonomy places the organism in Eukaryota, Viridiplantae, Streptophyta, Magnoliopsida, Sapindales, Anacardiaceae. The record is from RefSeq and is a predicted model, not a curated record. Gene Ontology annotation, molecular function: metal ion binding; mRNA binding.